AGGUUGAAUUGCACCGUUACGUCAUGAUACGUCACGAGUACCGUGCAUCGCUAUCGUUGUCACAGUAAACAAACAUGGCGUCUGGCAUCGAAGACUUUAUAUUCGAAGAAGAUUUCGAUGCUAUUAUGGCAGUUUUAGAAGAAGAUGAGAAUUUGGAAGAACAGUUUCAUGAAGCUGUACAGGAGGUCCAAAGGCAAGACGUAGCUUGUAGUAUAUGUCAAAAAGUUUGUAAAAGUAAACGAGGUCUAAGCAGACACACGACUAUUAAACACAAAGAUAACAACCAAGAUCCCGAACAAGAUGUACAAGAGGAAGAAUCAAGGCAAAGAAUAGCAUUUACAAGCGACGUUUUGAACGAUCUGGUGAACAACGUGAAAACGACAAUAAGCAAAAGAAAAGUGUUUACAAAAGCAAUGCGAGAUGAAAUAUCAUCAUUCCAGUUUAACAUUUGCGAAGGAUCGAAAGAGUUUGAAGAGAUACGGACUAUUUUUGAUGGCUUUACGAAGAAUGGAAACGCUGACAAGUUUUACUCCAAGUAUUACGCGACCAUAUCAUUACAUGCUACAAAAUACUUCCCGAGUCUGUCCAGUAAUUCAGCAACAUUGUUAUCAACUAAACUUGCUGAUCGACUCCUGGCCUACUGCAAAGAAUCUCUUUCUCCUGUAAAUGAUAACGAAGUUGAAAAAGCUUUAAAGGAAAAAGAGAUUGCUGGUCUACAAUAUCUAGGAGGCUAUGUCUUGCAAAAUCUGCACAAUAAACACAGAGCAUCUAAGAAUUGGAAAUCAACAGAAAGUCAACAGGCUACAUCUUUAUUAAAUGCAUGCAAAGAAGAAUCAAAGACUAUCACUGAAUCACAGAAACUUAUCUCUUCCUUAAGCCGUGGAGGGCUGUGGAAUCCAACGAAAAAAGCCCAGAAAAUAUUUUUGAGGGCAGAACAUCAUUUUAGAAACAAUUGUAAAACUGACCAAAGAUCUAUCAACAUUGAAGCUGUAAUUGAGAAAUGUUGCAAAGAUACAGAUGUAGUUGCUUUCUUCAAUGAAAUUGUAUCUGAAUCCUCACUGGAGAUUGAUAGCAGAAUUAGUAAAGAUAUGCUGCACAGUAUUAUCACCUUAUAUUUACGUGUACGCUCAUUUUCAUUUGCAAGAGAUGUAAUUCAGAAGCACAAGAUCAAACAGAAGCAAGUGAAAGCUAAGUCCCUGAGAAAGGAAAUUAAAAGGGCAAGUGGAGGAAAGGAUGAUAGAGAACCCUAGAAUCAAAGACAGCAUAAAAUGCAUCAAAUGGCAAUUUUAUUUAUAGGGUCAAUGUUCUGGUUUAUGUUAGCAGAAGUCAGUCAUCUAGAUGUCAACAAAUUAUGUAUACUUAAAAUGUAUGAGGUGGUUUGCAAACACCUUUGAAGCAAUCAAUGUAUUUAUUAAUGUCAAUGUUCUGGUUUACUUUAGCAUCUAUAGA
Messenger RNA from Stylophora pistillata, 1449 nucleotides. RefSeq lists its product as uncharacterized. The record is from RefSeq and is a predicted model, not a curated record. Lineage: Eukaryota; Metazoa; Cnidaria; Anthozoa; Scleractinia; Pocilloporidae.